AAGGCGAGUUCGCUGUCGCGGUGUAUGACUUUGCUAGAGGUGUUGUCACUCUAGCAUCAGACCCGUUCGGAACUAAACCUCUGCACUUCGCGAUCACAGCGCCAGACAAUAGUUUAAUGAUGGCUGAUGUCCACGUGAGUAGCUACGCGAGUGCGCUCCAGAGGCUGUUCUCAGUGCACCUUACUCGUGGGACUACACGGUCCUGCUGUCAGAAGAUAUGGCUGGACCGUCAUUUCGAUAUUUUCGUGCUGGCUCGAGUAUAUCCGAAAUUUGUCAUAACAUAUCUAUCUUUUCUACCCAGCUACAACACUCUUUAGUACACAAGUAGUCAAAGCUAGUUUUUGAUGACGUCGAUGAGAAAGAUCUUAGUGAACUUUACUUUAACCAAUGAGUCAUGAUGAGUUGUAAAAAUCUUACUAUAUUUAUGAGAAGUAGAAUCAAUGAUAUUUAAAAAGGGCCCACGCCGCUCAUAGAGAAACAUAGAGACCCACAUUUGACUUCCUAGUCCACUCUUAAUGCAUCGUUGGAGAGCAGGAAGUGGAAGAGUGGCCCCCAAAGCCAUUGGCUAAGGACGUCCAAAUCCGCAUGCUACAACCCAAUACCAUCAUGGAGAUUCCUAUUUUUGGCAGGACAGAUAAUGGAUCAAAAACGUCACCUGGAAGUACAACUAUAAGAGGUCCAACUGGAAGCAUUGAGGAGCAAAGAAGCGCUGCUUUGACAACUGGAAGCAUUCAGGAGCAAAGAAGUGCUACUAGUAGUAUCGUGGUCUUGGCAGGAGAGGAAGAUCAUGAAGGCUCCUCAUCCUACUUGGUGUCCGCUUUCCCAGAAGACAACGAGACGUCCUCAUCCUUGUCCACAUCAACGGGUAGCUCUAAGAUACACCUCAAUACUGGGAAUAAGAUCGAAGUUUCUCCAGUCUUCGAGUUUGACCUGCGGCAGUUCAAAAAAACGACUCAAGAUUGGCGUAAUGCUUUUCAAGCCGCUGUUGCUCGGAGAUUGAAAUACGCCAGACACAGGACAUUGCUAGGUCUAUCAUCGGGCUACGACUCAGGACUAUUGCACCUUGCUUACGUGAAACAUCUAGCUCAAAGCUUUCACAGUGAAAAUAUGGAGUUCGAGAUAUCACCAGGAGACGACUCUAGUAGAAGAAGUAGUGUCAUUUCACACAAUGCUGACGACCCUAAGAGGAGAAGUCUUGAAGCGAUAGCCACAGCUACUAGACGUCCGCCACCUCCGCUGCUCACCUACUCAAUCAAGGGCAUGGAAGACGUGAGCGUUUUUCGCAAGCGUGUCCAUUAUGCUUUAGACAGGGUGAAAGAGCAAGCAAUCUUGAAAAACAGUCUUCGUGAAAAAACAAGUCGUGCAGUUGACACCUAUGGAGGUUCUGGCACACGACGACCUAGUAGAGUUGACCUGGACGCUACAACAACUACUCGACCGCUUGACGAACAACAACAUAGAGGACAAGUUCUUCAACAAGAUGUUGGUGGGGCAGCACCAGCAGUAGAUUCUUCAUCAGCAGUAGAUUCUUUCUUGACGCAGCAAUUUCCGGUUUCAGAGCUUAUUCGCUUUGGAUCCAAUACGUUUGACAAGGAGCAAAAAUUUCUGCAAGAAGUGUGCGAGCCUUAUCGAUAUCGGAUGGA
Molecule: messenger RNA, 1643 nt
Organism: Amoebophrya sp. A25
Lineage: Eukaryota; Dinophyceae; Syndiniales; Amoebophryaceae
Source: the annotation of a GenBank genome assembly